Messenger RNA from Entamoeba histolytica HM-1:IMSS, 1300 nucleotides. RefSeq lists its product as uncharacterized. The transcript has 2 exons. Gene Ontology annotation, molecular function: DNA binding. The record is from RefSeq and is a predicted model, not a curated record. NCBI's taxonomy places the organism in Eukaryota, Evosea, Mastigamoebida, Endamoebidae. The coding region runs from base 1 to 1269 and encodes 422 amino acids. Gene Ontology annotation, cellular component: RNA polymerase I complex. Gene Ontology annotation, biological process: transcription elongation by RNA polymerase I; RNA polymerase I preinitiation complex assembly; nucleolar large rRNA transcription by RNA polymerase I.
AUGGAAGAAACAAGAAAACGCCAUCUUGAAGAUGAUAUUUUUCUACCAACAUUAAAAAAACGAGUUGUUGAUAUUAAAGUGGAGAGUGUUGAUUCAAAAUCUAAAACCUCUGAGAAGCCUUGUGUUAUAGAAAUCGGUAUUUUACCACCAGCCUCUGAAUUAGAAGAGUUAAGCUUUUCAUUGAAAAAGGGUUCAGAUGGUGUUUAUAAAAUUCGUGGUUCAAUGGGAGAGACGUUACAAUACAAACAAAUAGAAGAUAGAACUGAUUAUAUGAAAUAUGGUAUUGGUAUUCGUAAAAAGGGGUCAACAACAAUUGAAAUUAUUCCAGUAGAACAUUUUAAUCUUCGACAUGAGAUUAGUGAUGCUGAAGUUGUUCAUGCAGAACCUGGAACAUAUUUAGAACAAAGGUUGGAUUUAAAUAAUAGUUUUGGUACUUCAAGACAUGCAAUUAAUAAGGUAUUGAGAGGAAGAAUGGAAGAAGUUACUGGGACACAUGACAUUGAAAGAGAAGAAGUUGUUCCCGGAGAAAAGGAAGAAAAGAAAGAUGUUCUUGAUCCAAAAGACUUUCCUGAUAUUCCACCAUUUGAUCCUGUUACAACUGAAGCAUCAGAAAUAUUUGCACUUGAUACUUUAAUGACACCAGAUGAGAAGACAUAUUAUUCUAAUUGUGCACGUGAUGUUAGAAAUAAAUUGAAAGCUAAAGAUCCUGUUAAAAUAAAUGAAGUAAUGAAUAUUAUAAAAACAACUAAAUUUGGAGCAUCAUUUGUUCCAUUACUUUCUCAAAUGGAAAAAGUAAGAUUAUUAACUGUUGUUAGUUUAUUAGAACUUUAUCGUUCUCUUAAUGUCCUCUUUAUUAAAGGUGCUCAUAUAAAAUCAGAGAAUAUAGCAAGAAAAGUUGCAUCUGAAAAUUGGAUUGAUGAAACAGUUUUUGUUGGACUUUGUGAUAGAUUUUUAGAUAGUAUUAAUGAAAGUGAAUCUAAGAAGUAUAUAUAUUCUAAUUUAAAUAAAAUGUUAAUAACUAAUACUGCCAUUGUGACUGCUUUACAUAUUUGUAAUUUUUCUAUUUCCAUGGGAUAUGUUAAAACUAUUGGUGUUGAUUUUCUAAUGGUUGAUAUAGUUACUAAAAGACAUCUUAUUCGUAUAGGAUGUAUAAAAGAGUCUAAGGCAAAUGGAGGAGUUAGAAGAGAAGAGUGUUAUACAUUGAAGGCACCAAUUAAGAUUGUUUCAGAACAAAAACAUAAGAGAGCUUCUCAGAAAAAGGUAUUUUGAGAUGAUUGUGACUGAAAUAACGAAUGUUAAG